This is a messenger RNA of Protopolystoma xenopodis, 396 nucleotides long. The record is from the annotation of a GenBank genome assembly. NCBI's taxonomy places the organism in Eukaryota, Metazoa, Platyhelminthes, Monogenea, Polystomatidea, Polystomatidae.
AUGCAGCAUCCACGCGCAGUCCUGCCAGCAAGACGUAACGGGCUCUGGACACAAUCGGCCACUUUCACUCGACGCAAAUGUACGUCGGAGUCAGUAAGGAGGUGGACGAGAUGUUGUAGACAAUGGCACUUUUGGUGGAAGCUUGUGCGAGCAGGCAUGAGGCUUGACUAUGGGAGAGUGUGGUUCCCACUUUCGGCAAAAUCCACAAGCCGAACUGACGAAACACUCUCGGCUCGGAGCAUGGACGACCACCUUCCUGUUCGACAAGACCGCACUUUUCGGCACAGCCAACGGACAAACCGGAUGCCGCGACAGAAUUCAAUAUACCUUUCUGCCUCUCAUGGCGCCUCUCUCUCUCUCUCUCUCUCUCUCUCAAUCAAUCAAUCAAUCAAUCUA